This is a messenger RNA of Procambarus clarkii (red swamp crayfish), 1966 nucleotides long. The record is from RefSeq and is a predicted model, not a curated record. Lineage: Eukaryota; Metazoa; Arthropoda; Malacostraca; Decapoda; Cambaridae.
UUUCAGAGGAAUAAGACAUCAUGCAGCUAAAACAAGAAAAAACUGUCGGCAGAAAUUAAAUGUUAAAAUACUUACAAGUCUUCAGUCCAAAUGAAAGUUGCGCAAUAAUAUGAAUAAGUGGCAUAAUAAUAUGAGAAAUCGGCAUUAACUUUAGAAAACAGAUAUUAAAAUGAGCACGUGAGCAUUGCUUUCUGGAAACAUUCACUCUGAUGAAUGUAAAUAUAAUACAGGAUACGUGACAAAUUAAAAUAAUAACCGUUCCAUUGUUGGUUCAAAUUUGAGCACUCAAAUUGUAAGGAGAAUUCCAUCUUCAGUAAAUAAUUGUAUUGACUGUGGAAUGAAAUGAACGUUUCAUUGUGGAAAUAAACGUUAAGGAGUGAAAACUUUGCACCAAUACGUGAAAAAUCUUGCCAUCUUAAAUAAGUACUUUAUUAGGACGAAAUAAAACUGAAGGAAAGUGAGUAAAAGCUCAUUAUAAACAUAAUAUAUACAUAACAAGAAGGUGAGUGAAGAUGGAGUUCUCGAAGAUAAGAAACACGAAAGUUAUUUGUUCAUUGUUGAUCGUCAUGUUCAUCUACGCCUGCUACCAUAUGAGUGGCAGCGUAACACUCCGUACGUUAUGGGUUCAAGACGAAGUUCGACACAGACUUCGUGGACCGAUUUCUCCUUAUGACCCUCGAGUCCUGGACAUAUUGCGUCGCGAGCACCUGGUCCCACCAUCCACCAAGCCCUACAACCUUACUGGUGUUUUGUCUGAAGUACCAUUCAUUAUGAACAAUAUAAAAAAGCUAUUUGACGACCAACGUGGGGGAUUCUUCGUGGAAUCCGGAGCCUUUGACGGCGAGAGGGGAUCGAACACCCUCCGCCUGGAAAGAGAGUUAGGGUGGACAGGUCUGCUGAUCGAGGCCAACCCUGAGAACUACCAGAUGGUGACAACCAAGCACCGCAAGGCUUGGAUCUCCUUCUCUUGCUUGUCGACAGAGAAUCACCCGAAGGAGGAGGUGAUCGUCUCUCUACGUGAGAAGAAUAAUGCCGCCGAACGUCGCUGGUCCUCCUACCUCGUCGGCGUCAAGCUUAACACUACCAUCUACGAUGGUUAUAUAUCAUCCUCGAACAAGACGUAUUACGCCGUGCAGUGCUUCCCUCUAGCGUCCUACCUGUUGGCCCUCAAGGUGUCCACAGUGGACUUCCUCUCCCUGGACAUCCAAGGGGCGGAGAAAAGUGUCCUCAGGAAUAUUCCCUGGGACAGAAUCACCAUCCGCGCCAUGGUGGUCGAGGAAGUCCACUUCAAGGAUUUCAAUCACCAGUUUGUCGACGACAUGAAGAACAGAGGAUUCGUCCUGAUUGGCAAAAAUGGGUUCGACUAUUUUUUUGUGAAGGGAGACGACCCGAUCAUGAAAAAAGUCCAAGCAAUGCCCAUACCUCCAAAACAUUAAACCUUCAAAGAGUUUGUAAUUAAUAUGUAGAAGCACAAGUGCUCAAUCACUUGAACUGGGCGGUUUUGUGAUGGCGUUGCAUUUUGCUGGUCGGCGUUCGACUCCCCUCAUGGUCAAAGCGGUUGGGCACCAUUCCUUUCCUCCAUCCUAUCCCUAAUUCCCGUUCUCAUAUCCCUUACAAGUGCUACAAACUCGUCUUGACUUACCAGCUUCUCCUGAGAACUAAAUCUCACAUUUCCCCAAAUCUUAAUCUGUAUCUUAUCCCUCUCAAAUACUACAUAGUGAUAAUGGCCUAGCACUUUCUUCCAAUAACUAGAGAUAUACAACCACCCUUGUAAUCAUAAAAUGUAUAUUCAAACAACAUUCAAAUAAAGAGCAGAUAUUCAUCUAUAUUCUAGCAAGAUAAUCCCACUACAGUGUCGUUGAUCAGCGACAUAAAGAUGGCCCCAAACACACCCAAUAUCUUAAAUAAAUUAAUAAGUUCCUUAUCUACUAUAGGUGUGAAAAUUUAUGUAAUAUUUAGAAAGUGU